AUGCGAAAUGCUACGAAGGACGUAUCGUGGCGCGACCAUAUGCAUCCUCCUGUUUCUUUGAGAGUGCUCCUAGGAGGUAGUAGUAGAAGCGGUUCCUUUUUGCCGACCACGCUGCUUGAUAGGCACACACACUCACCCACUCACUCACUUCAAUACUCAAUGACUCACUCACUCACACACUUAAAUACUCGUGACUUACUCACUAAUUUACUAACUCUCACUUAUCAAAUGGCUGACUUCGUUGAGCUUGAUACUCACGCAUUGACCCACCUAUUAAGUACAAUUGGAAUCUUCAACAUAUGUGAUGAUGUUGUAACUAGCAAUAGCGAAUGACUGUGGAGGUCUGAUAAAUGCAAGGCAACUAUUUUUGUGAAUAUGUCAACGAAUGACUGUGGUCUGAUAAAUGCAAGGCAACUAUUUUUGUGAAUAUGUCAACGAAUGAAUGUGGUCUGAUAAAUGCAAAGCAACUAUUUUUGUGAGGUCGUGAAUAUGUCUAGCGUAAUUCUCUUUCCCGAUGGCCCUAUACCUGUGACGCUGUCCUGAAGCAGAUAACAGCCUGUACACGUGACUAAACUGUCAGACCGGUACGAACAACAUAAAUAUGAACAAUGCGCUGCAGCUCGUAAAAGUACUAGUACUUUUAGGCGCCAGUCCGUGAUGUCAUGUGAGCAGUAUGUCCUAAAGUAUCGUAGAAGUAUCUAUUACUAUUGGCAACGUAGAAGUAUCCCCCAUACCUGUAAUGUGUUAGACACCGUCCCACAAGCGACGUUGACGACGAGAUUGGCCUCGAACUCGUAAUUUGCAAAAUAUUUAUUGAUAUUGGUAAUGGUCGAGUACUGGCCAAUCGAGUUCUGUGCAGGAUCCACGACCUAAUAACCUAACCAACGGGGAGCAGGAUAAACACGAGUAAGUUGUAUGAUCUCUGCGUAAUUAAUGCACCAGGGACAACGAACUGCCUUGGCCAUAUCUUGACUUGGUUGGGCACCUCAACAUUUCCGAACGCGAACAAUAGAGUCACAGCACUAGCAAAAACUAAAUAGAACAUGACACGUCCACCAAUGAAGGAAGAAGCAGCAAGAAGAUGAACUCUACACAGAUUCGUUCUGACGGUACUACAGGUCACCCUGAUGUGGACGGCGAAUCAACUCCUAUCUAUCGUAUUCUGAACUUCUCUAGCACGACUAACGACCUGCGAGACGAU
Molecule: messenger RNA, 1201 nt
Organism: Amoebophrya sp. A25
Lineage: Eukaryota; Dinophyceae; Syndiniales; Amoebophryaceae
Source: the annotation of a GenBank genome assembly